Colletotrichum higginsianum IMI 349063 is the source of this 390-nucleotide messenger RNA. RefSeq lists its product as uncharacterized. The transcript has a single exon. NCBI's taxonomy places the organism in Eukaryota, Fungi, Ascomycota, Sordariomycetes, Glomerellales, Glomerellaceae. Bases 1 to 390 code for a protein of 129 amino acids. The record is from RefSeq and is a predicted model, not a curated record.
AUGUGGCCGAGCUCCGAAACCGGUUUAGUGAUCGCCGCCCGACUCGGAAAUAGUAGAUACUUUGUCUUCCUCCGCAACUCAAGCCGGCCAAGCCUUCAGCUGAGAGACGACAGAGGUGUCGACCGCGAUGCCUCUGAUUCUGGUGUCUUUUUCGCAGUUGUUUUGAUAGAAAUUGGGUUGUGUGGGAUCAAGUUUGUGUGGGAAGAGAUGGACCAAGUUGGAGGAAACGUCAAGCUAAAAAAAGAAAACAAGUCUGGAAACUGGUGGGAGAGCAGGACACCCUCCAUCCUGGGGGCUAGACGCCCUAUCGCAUCGUCUCCCUUUAAGGCGAGAGCUCUCGCCUUUUUGGGCGUGAGCCCCGCCUUAUGGACCUGGCAAUCAAUGUCUUGA